UUUGCAUAAUCCUAUUUGUCAUUUAUUUGACUUCGAUAAGUAGAUAAGAUGCAUGCAUAUUUCUAUUGUAUAUAUUCAGUUUAAAAGUAUGUAGCAUUAAAUUCAUAUCUUGGGUAAACAAGAAAAAUUGAUAUUUGUAUUGUACCUUUUUUGUCUAUAAAUUUUUUAUCUGCUUUGGUGAAUAUGAGAAAAUCACCAAACUUCCUCAUUAUUGUUGCUGAUGACUUGGGAUGGUCUGACGUUGGAGCGUUUGGUUCAGAAAUUAAUACACCAAAUCUGGACGCCUUAGCUAAGGAAGGUUUACGCUUUACCGAUUUUCAUACAGCAUCGGCUUGCUCGCCAACACGUUCUAUGCUCUUGUCCGGGACUGACAAUCAUCUUGCCGGCCUGGGUCAAAUGGCAGAGUUCGCUUCUCGAAUUCAUCAAUGGGACGAUUAUCCUGGGUAUGAAGGAUAUUUGAACUGGCGAGUGGCAGCAUUGCCUGAAGUAUUGAAAGAAAAAUACGAUACUAUUAUUUCCGGAAAGUGGCACCUGGGAUUGACCAAAGAGACUUCCCCUUUUGCUCGUGGUUUCAAUAAAGUAUUUUCCUUACUUCCAGGUGCUGGUCAUCAUUUCAAGGAUUACAAACCGUCAGAUGAAAAGCACAAAGAGAAUUCAGAUGAUUUAGCAAAAUUACUUCCUGCUCUCUACAUGUCCGGAAGCGAAUUUAUCGAUGCUGACAAAGAGCUCCCAGAAGACUUUUAUUCUUCAGAUUAUUUUGCUAGCAAGUUGCAAGAGUCUCUUGAUGAGCAUUAUAAAAUGGAUAAGGAUAAACCGUUUUUUGCCUACCUUCCAUUCACCGCUCCUCAUUGGCCUUUACAAGCACCUCGACAUCUCAUAAAGAAAUACAAAGGGAAAUAUAGCGAAGGACCAGAUGCCCUAAGGAUCUCAAGAUUAAAAAAGCAGGAAGCAUUGGGAGUAUAUACUACUGCUCGUGAUGGUCCUCCGUCUGAGGUAUACACGGAUGAAGAAAAAAACUGGUCAGAUAUGAGUGAAGAAGAGCGUAAAGUCAGUUCUAGGACAAUGGAGGUUUAUGCAGCUAUGGUUGAACGACUCGAUUGGAACGUAGGAAAAAUUGUUCAGUAUUUAAAGGAAAAAGGAGAAUAUGACAAUACGUUUGUUCUAUUUAUGUCGGACAAUGGCGCGGAAGGAGCUAUUCUUGAGAACAAGCCAAUGAGUGGUGGAAACGUUACCGAAGUAAUCCGAAAAAGAUAUGAUAACUCACUAGAAAAUCUUGGAAACAGAAAUUCAUUUAUAUGGUAUGGUCCAAGAUGGGCGUUGGCUGCUACAGCUCCUUCAAGGGAUUGUAAGUUCUACAUUUCAGAAGGUGGGAUUCGGUGUCCUCUCAUCGUUAGAUUCCCUCAGAUCAUCAAAAAUCCUGGUAGCAUCUCUCACGAUUUUACUACAGUUAUGGAUAUUACUCCUACCGUUCUUGAGCUCGCGGGUAUUCAACACCCUUUUCCUCGAUAUAACGACAGGGACAUUCUACCUUUAAGAGGAAAGUCUUGGGUAAACCAUCUUACCAAUGGUGAUCCUGUUUAUGAUGAAAACGCAGAUUUUACAGGAUGGGAACUUUUUGGACAAAGAGCAAUACGACGUGGACCCUGGAAAGCUAUAUACGUUCCUGUCUCAAAUGCAUUCUCGUUUCUAACUGAGAAAUUCAGAAGUGGUUUAGGUGGAGACUCAAAAUGGAGACUCUACAAUGUGAAAGAAGACCGUGCUGAGUCCAAAGACCUCUCUCUGGAAAGGCCAGACAUACUCCAAGAGCUUGUUGAUUAUUGGACUUUAUAUGUCAGCGAAACUGGAUUAGUUCCUGUGAUCGAAAAUUAA
This is a messenger RNA of Schizosaccharomyces octosporus yFS286, 1869 nucleotides long. Its product is annotated as arylsulfatase. The coding region runs from base 184 to 1869 and encodes 561 amino acids. Gene Ontology annotation, molecular function: arylsulfatase activity. The record is from RefSeq and is a predicted model, not a curated record. The transcript has a single exon. Lineage: Eukaryota; Fungi; Ascomycota; Schizosaccharomycetes; Schizosaccharomycetales; Schizosaccharomycetaceae.